Messenger RNA from Pipistrellus kuhlii (Kuhl's pipistrelle), 1753 nucleotides. It is a transcript of the gene P2RY11, whose product is annotated as purinergic receptor P2Y11. Lineage: Eukaryota; Metazoa; Chordata; Mammalia; Chiroptera; Vespertilionidae. Gene Ontology annotation, biological process: G protein-coupled receptor signaling pathway; cellular response to ATP; calcium-mediated signaling. The record is from RefSeq and is a predicted model, not a curated record. The transcript has 2 exons. Gene Ontology annotation, molecular function: G protein-coupled ATP receptor activity; neurotransmitter receptor activity. Gene Ontology annotation, cellular component: plasma membrane. The coding region runs from base 59 to 1168 and encodes 369 amino acids.
GACAGGACACAUUGUGGGCCGGACACCCAAAGGCAGGGCUCCGGCCACGGCGGACACAAUGUCAGGUGCCCCAUCCUGCCCAGCCAACAUCUCCGCAGCUGCUGACCGGGUCCUCAGUGGCUUCCAGGAAGGCUUCCUGUGGCCCCUGCUGGUGACCGAGUUCCUGGUGGCCGUGGCUGGUAACAGCCUGGCCCUCUACCGCUUCGGCACGCGGGAGCCGCGCCCCUGGCACCCGGCCGUGAUCUUCUCGGCCCAGCUGGCUGUCAGCGAUCUGCUCUACGCCCUGACACUGCCCCCGCUGGCUGCCUACUUCUACCCACCCAAGCACUGGCGCUACGGGGAGGCCAUGUGCCGCCUCGAGCGUUUCCUCUUCAUCUGCAACAUGCUGGGCAGCAUCAUCUUCAUCACCUGCAUCAGCCUCAACCGCUACCUGGGCGUCGUCCACCCCUUCUUCACCCGCAGCCACCUGCGGCCCAAGCACGCCUGGGCCGUCAGUGCUGCCGGCUGGGUGCUGGCGGCCCUGCUGGCAGCGCCCACCCUCAGCUUCUCCCACCUGACGACCCCGCAGCAACAAGGCAACUGCUCCGUGGCCAGGCCCGAGGCCUGCAUCAAGUGCCUGGGGACCGCGAGUGACGGCCACCUCAGGGCCUUCACAGCCUACAGCCUGGUGCUGAUGGCCCUGGGCUGCGGCCUGCCGCUGCUGCUCACCCUGGCGGCCUACGGCGCCCUCAGCCGGGCCGUGCUACGCAGCCACGGCAUGACGGCAGCCGAGAAGAUGCACGUGGCAGUGUUGGUGGCCAGCGGUGUGGUGCUCUAUGCUGGUUCCUACCUGCCCUACUUUGUCACACGGGUGAUCAACGUGUCUGCCCGGCAGCGCUGGACAGCCCGCUGCCCGUCCUUUGUGGACGAGGCUCAGGCUGUGAGGGCACUGGACCUGGGGUCCUACGUGGGCCACCAGGUGACACGGGGCCUCGUGCCCCUGGCCAUCUGCAUCCACCCGCUGCUCUACAUGGCUGUGGCGCCCAGCACAGGCUGCUGCCACCAGUGCUGCCUCGGCUGCGGGGGGGGCCGGGCCUCAGAGACUGCCGAGAGCUCCAGCCGACCCCUGGCCCUCACUGCCACAGCCACCAAGACCUCAGGGCCCCAGUCCCCUGAGCUGAGCCCAUAACCUGACCUAUUUGGAGCUUCCUCCCCACAAGGCACUGGGACCCAGGAGCCGAACGGGUGAGAGCACAGCAAGAUCAAACCACUUCCUCAAAGGAGCAGCGAGCACUCAGGCCAGACGGGCAGUCUGGGCCAGGUUUCUGCCACAGCACUAACCAUGGGCAGGGCUACAGAGGCAAGCCAUGCAGGGGGAGGGGGAGGGCUGCCCCACCACCACAGGUGGGUGAUAUUUAUGUAUAAACAGGACACGCACAGGGCAAUUGGAGCUUUUUUAUUGCCCUUGGUGUUCCCUCCUUGUAGAGGUCGCCUUCUGUUGCCACAGGGUCCUAGGGCCAGGUGCCGAACAGCAGCAGCAGUGACAGCUGGCUUAGUUGGUGGAUGGCCUAGAGAGGAAGACAGGAGUGAUGAGAAGGGAAAGUGUGGGAGCUUCAGGCCCCAAAGGGAGUCCUAAGACCCUCCCACCCCCGCACAAAACUGGAGCCUCAGUGUGGGUGGGGCAAGACAUGGAGCCACACCAUCAGUGACCAGCCUGACCCUGGAUGGCAGUGGCCCCUCCUCAAGAUAAAGGACAAUAAAUGACUUGCACCUC